UAGAGAACCGGGUCCUGGGGAACGCAGAGAGGGAGCACCCAGCUUGGGAGCCCGAGCGCCGGGUGUCCCGUCGCCCUCACUGCGUACAACGGUCAUUUGCCAUCUUCUUACGCAGGACCCAGCGCGCUCUUGUCUUGGCCUCUGGGCGUCCGUCCCAGAGCCCGUAAGUCUUCUUCCCCUGGCGGCUGUCGCAGUCUCCGCGCCACACACCCGGCUAAUGCUGCUCGCGAGAAGGCUGGCCGCCAUGACCGAGCAGCUCAAGUCUGUGGACUACGAAGUGUUCGGGACAGUGCAAGGUGUUUGCUUCAGAAUGUACACAGAAGGAGAAGCUAAGAAACGAGGUCUGGUUGGCUGGGUGAAGAACACAAGCAAAGGCACAGUGACAGGUCAAGUUCAAGGCCCCGAAGAAAAGGUUGAUGGCAUGAAGUCCUGGCUGAGCAAGGUUGGGAGUCCUAGUUCUCGCAUCGACCGGGCCGACUUUUCUAACGAAAAAACAAUCUCUAAAUUGGAAUACUCUGAUUUUAGUAUUCGAUAUUAAUGGAAGAAAAAUAUCAAUUGCAAUGCUUAUACUAUAGAAAAUAAAACAUUCUUAGAUUUAUAAUAGUAGGAGAGUUAAAAAUGGAAAGUGUCUCUUCUGGAAUUAUACAUUACUGAAAUGUCUGAAACUGAAAACAUUUACUCACCUAUGUUUUAGCAAGCAGAAACUAAAUAUUAUAAAAUAAAAUGUCAUUAUAAAUUAUCUGAUAUGAACAUUCAAGUACAAUGUUGUUUUAUGGAGUCAUAUAAAAAUAUUACAGUAUAUAUGUUAUUUUAUGUUACAGUAUAUAUGUUAUUUUGGCUAGACAUAAAAUAAAAUUAACUAAAAUUA
Messenger RNA from Mus caroli (Ryukyu mouse), 868 nucleotides. RefSeq names its product acylphosphatase 2 (gene Acyp2). NCBI's taxonomy places the organism in Eukaryota, Metazoa, Chordata, Mammalia, Rodentia, Muridae. The record is from RefSeq and is a predicted model, not a curated record. Gene Ontology annotation, molecular function: acylphosphatase activity.